GCUGGAGCCGCCGCGAUGAGCUGCACCGAGCGCGGUGACAGGCGCUGCGGCUGCGGGGGCACAGAGGAGAAGAAGAUGCUCAAGUGUGUGGUGGUGGGAGACGGCGCCGUGGGGAAAACCUGCCUGCUGAUGAGCUACGCCAACGACGCCUUCCCAGAGGAGUAUGUGCCCACUGUAUUUGACCACUAUGCAGUUACUGUGACAGUGGGAGGCAAGCAGCACUUGCUCGGAUUAUAUGACACCGCGGGACAGGAGGACUACAACCAGCUGAGGCCGCUCUCCUACCCCAACACCGACGUGUUUUUGAUCUGCUUCUCUGUUGUGAAUCCUGCCUCUUACCACAACGUCCAGGAGGAAUGGGUUCCAGAGCUGAAGGACUGCAUGCCUCAUGUGCCUUACGUCCUCAUAGGGACCCAGAUUGAUCUCCGCGAUGACCCCAAAACCUUGGCCCGUUUGCUGUAUAUGAAAGAGAAACCUCUCACUUACGAGCAUGGUGUGAAGCUUGCAAAAGCGAUCGGAGCACAGUGCUACUUGGAAUGUUCGGCCCUAACUCAGAAAGGUCUCAAAGCGGUUUUUGAUGAAGCAAUCCUCACCAUUUUCCACCCCAAGAAAAAGAAGAAACGCUGCUCUGAGUGUCAAAGCUGCUGUUCAAUUAUCUGAGGCUGCUGGGAGGCCGGCCCCCACCCACCUAAGGGUGAGAGGGGCGCCGACCUCUGAGACCAAGCUCAAGCCACGAAGGAGGGCGAGACCAGAGAGGAAGUCCCUUUGCACGGAGCCUUGCUCCUCCACUCCGGGAGCCCCCACCACCACCCGCAAGCACAGCACACAGCUGCCACGUCCCCCCUACCAGCCCGAAGCGUCCACAUUGCACAAUCUGUGAGAACGCUGAGCCCGCCGGAGGUCACCCAGCGCCGCUGCUGACCAUGUUGCAAACGAAGGCAAAGACCAUGUUGCGUUUUGCGCCUCCCCUCCACGAACGUGAAGCUGAUGAUAGGGAGCCAUCCCCAAGAAACAGGAAGAGGAACUCGGUUCCUGUAUUGGUGGCCUUACCCCGUGUCUUCUACAAAACACAGGAA
Molecule: messenger RNA, 1076 nt
Organism: Odobenus rosmarus divergens (Pacific walrus)
Lineage: Eukaryota; Metazoa; Chordata; Mammalia; Carnivora; Odobenidae
Gene: RHOJ
Product: ras homolog family member J
Exons: 5
Coding region: 16-660 (214 amino acids)
Biological process (GO): small GTPase-mediated signal transduction
Molecular function (GO): GTP binding; GTPase activity
Source: RefSeq, a predicted model, not a curated record